AGGGGGAGUGGACUGAAAGAGGUUAAUGAGAGCUGAGAACCAAACACAGGAAGCACGUGACUUCUGGGUGGUAAGGAAGGGAAGAACCUGCACUGACACGUUAGAGCCUGGGACCCCAGCACGCGCAGCAGCCUCUCACCCAGCUUUCACCCCUCGAGGGGCGCAGGUCACCCUUCCUUCCCCAUCACCGUCACUCCAUUCAGCAGAUGACAGGGCCCCUGAGCUGCAAGCCCGUGGAUGCCAUUUGAGAUGUCCCCGUUCUGUUGCUGGGGCCUGCCCAUGGCUCUCCUUGCCCUGAUCGUCUGCCCAGGGUCUGGUGAGGAGGCGUUCCAGGUAUACAUGUGGCCAGAGCAGCAGGUGGUGAAGCUCGGAGGGUCCUGGGAGGUCAACUGUAGUACCAGCUGUCUCCAGCCAGAGAUCGGUGGUGUGGAGACCACCCUCAGCAAGACUCUGCUGGACGAACAACCGCAGUGGAAGCUGUACAGGCUCUCCAACAUCUCCGAGGACACGGUCAUGUACUGCUACUUCACCUGCUCUGGGAAGCAGGUGUCUGCGAACGCCAGCAUCAGCGUGUACCACCCUCCAGAGCAAGUGCUGCUGAAGCUGCAGCCCACCUGGGUGACCGUGGGCAAAUCCUUCACCAUUGAGUGCAGGGUGCAGGCCGUGGCACCCCUCGAGAACCUCACCCUCACCCUGCUCCGUGGCAAGGAGCCCCUGCACAUGCAGACCUUUGGGAGGUCGACAGCUGCCCCACAAGAAGCCGUGAUCACACACAAUAGCACGGCUCACAAGGACGACGGUCGUCACAACUUCUCCUGCCAGGCUGAGCUGGACCUGCGGUCUCGUGGCGGGGGCAUCAUUCGCAGGACCUCGGAGCCCCAGGUGCUGGAGAUCCAUGAGCCCGGGCAGGACAACCAGAUGGUCAUCAUCAUCACAGUCGUGUCGGUGCUGCUGCUGCUGUUCGUGUCGUCCGUCCUGCUGUGCUUCAUCUUCGGCCAGCAGUGGCACCAGCGGCGGAUAGGCAGCUACGGGGUGCAGGCAGCCUGGAGCAGACUGAGGCAGGCCUACCAGGCGUAGCCCCGGGAACUCCUGCGGCCCUCAGGACCGGUCCAGCCCUAGCUGAAGGACAGUGACAAGCAACAGAGGAUUUGGGGACGUUUCUAGUCUGAAUACAAACACCUGGACUUAACCCUGUGCCUCAGUGUCUCCCCCUGGGAGAGUACUCAGUAGCCAGUAAGGUGACUCAUCAGGCCCAGACUUCUCUCCCUAGAUGUCUCCUCAGCAUCCCUCACAGGGGCCUUCCUGGCCAGCCCAGGCCCUGGGGCACCCACUCUCAUGGAGGGGCAGAGAUGCUCUAUUCCCAAACGGGCCACUCCCAGCUGGAGCAGGACAUGACCGACAGAGCCAGCUUCCUGGGGUAAGGGUGGGGGCCCCAAGGGAACUGGCUCAGCUCCAGAGCCCUCCCGGUCAGGAUUCUCCCACAUCACUCGGCCUAGAGAGCUCUGGACAACGAAAUCCGUCUUCUCCUCGCACCUCCUGCUCCAUCAUUAGGCCUGACCGAGACCCGCGGCCCUGGCCUUCCCAGAGGGAGGGGUGAGGGACGGCGGUGCAGGGAAGGCUCUGAAUUCCAGCCUCCCCUCACCCGGGCAGGGAACAGUGGGGCGAAGUUGGAUUUUCAUGGCUUGAGCAUGCUCUAACAAGCCCUCCGGCGAGGAGUCAGGCUGGCUCAGUCUUAGUGGGAUGGAGAGGAGCCCGAUUCACCUGGGGGGGGGGGGCUGGUUGGAGUGAGGCAGAGAAGGACUGCCAGGUGUGGCUUUAAGCACUAGAGGGGCACUUGGGGACUCUAGGGCUGUUUCUGGCCCUGCGGUGAAGCUGGUACGGGUCCCUGGGCCAGCGUCUGUCUUCACAGUAGGCUCUCAGCAUCGUAGUAAUCUGGGUGGGGGAGACAGCACCCUCACCUUGAUUCCCUUCUCCCUCAGUGGACCCCGAGGAGGGAAAGGGAUGAGGACAGGCCAGCUGCCCGCAGCAGUGACAAUAGCAGUCCCCCCUCAGGGACACAUGACCCUCCUGGCUUCCUGACCCACCCCUAGGCCUGGGUCCUGCUGCCCACCCACCCUGCCCCUACCUGAAGCCGGGGGUACAUCUGCACCCACAGUCCCUGUGGCACUGGGGGGUGGCGGUGGGGGCACGGCUCUCCUGAGAUGGGGAUGAAAAAAGAAAUAUCCCCCUCAGAAGUGGCCUCUGGGCCUCCUCCCCACCCCCAGCCCAAGGCAGCUUUCCCACCCAGCCAGAGCAGGGCCCCGGCAGGGCCCAGACCUCCGCCUCACUUACGCCCCCCUUUUCCCGGAGGCAGGAGGGCGCUGCAGAAUCCUGGAUGCAUCCUGAAAGUGGGGCCGAUGUGAGGGAGGGGGGACGAAAGGCACUGGCCAGGGCGGCAAGGGGCCCAGAGCGGGCAUCAGGCAGGGCAGGUAAUGGUGGUGGAACACCAAAGGCCCUUCCUCCUGGGCUUCCAGCUCCUCCUCCUCUUCACUCUCCUCCUUGGGACCCUCCACAUGGACCUGGGGAUUGUGCGAAGGGAGGGGGAUGGUGAGAUGGGCUCAGGCUCUCUCUACCCCCACCCCUCCGUUCCUCUAAAUUAUUUUCCAAUGUGCAUCAU
Messenger RNA from Molossus molossus (Pallas's mastiff bat), 2656 nucleotides. RefSeq names its product intercellular adhesion molecule 2 (gene ICAM2). NCBI's taxonomy places the organism in Eukaryota, Metazoa, Chordata, Mammalia, Chiroptera, Molossidae. Gene Ontology annotation, biological process: cell-cell adhesion. The coding region runs from base 238 to 1077 and encodes 279 amino acids. The record is from RefSeq and is a predicted model, not a curated record. Gene Ontology annotation, cellular component: membrane. Gene Ontology annotation, molecular function: integrin binding. The transcript is spliced from 5 exons.